GAGGGAGGCUCGCCGCAGUUCCGUAAGGCGCGGGUUCUAGGACGGCGGAGACGGUCCCUGGCCUCGUUCGUCGAGGUAGGGCAGGGCUCGCUGACGGGCACUGGGGCUCCGGGAGCCUCUGUGUCCCCUAAAAGUGUCUGAAGCCUCCCACGCACCCGAGCACCCAUCCCUGCCAAAGCGCCUGCGCCCCUCUGCUCCGCCGCCACCCGCCCAGUCGUGGGGCUAAGACUAAACUACAGCUCCCCGAGUGCACCGCGCGGAAACCUGUACGCCCAGGUCAGGUGACUACAGUCAGGUGACUUCUGGCCCGCCCUCGCCCAAAAUCCAGCUGACGGGGGGCAACACGUCCAGUCGGAAACGGAUCCGGCGUCCGGUGUGCUUGGUUCCCGGGCCUAGGGGACCUCGGGCGAGAGCUGGAGCGACCCCGGCAGCCUCCCCCACUUGCCCGGCGGAGCCCCAGAGGGCUGAAGAUCGGCACUUUCUUUGAAAUUGAGAAACAUGAUAAGGAGUUGGCUGAUUAUUUGUAUCCUUCUUCCCCUGCAGCUUAUAGAGAAAUGUGGGUCGACAGUUGACUUCACUGUUCCUGCUACAGUAGAGCUGGAAAAUGGAAGCUCAGCCAACACCAGCAUCAUCCUUCAGCAUCCAUUAAAUGCAACCUUGGUGAUCACUUUUCAAAUCACAUUUCGUUCAAAAAAUGUUACUAUCCUUGACCUCCCUAAUGAAGUUGUGGUGCCUCCGGGAGUGACAGAGUCCUCUUUCCAAGUGACAUCUCAAAAUGUUGGACAAGUUACUGUUUAUCUGCACGGAAAUCAUUCCAACCAGACCAGCCCAAGGAUCCGCUUCUUGGUCAUCCACAGCCAUGUCAUUAGCAUCAUAAACCAGGUGAUCGGCUGGAUUUACUUUGUGUCCUGGUCCAUCUCCUUCUACCCCCAGGUGAUCACCAAUUGGAGGCGGAAAAGUGUCGUUGGUCUAAGCUUUGAUUUCGUGGCCCUAAACCUGACAGGCUUCGUGGCCUAUAGCGUGUUCAACAUUGGUCUCCUCUGGGUACCCUCCAUCAAGGAGCAGUUUUUCCUCAAAUACCCCAAUGGAGUGAACCCCGUGGACAGUAAUGACGUCUUCUUCAGCCUGCACGCCGUCGCCCUCACCCUGGUUGUCAUGGUGCAGUGCUUCCUGUAUGAGCGGGGCACCCAGCACGUGUCCUGGCCUGCCAUCAGCUUUCUGGUGCUCUCGUGGGUCUUCGUGCUUGUCACCAUGAUUUUGGCUGCAGUCAGGGUGAUCACAUGGCUGCAGUUUCUCUUCUGCUUCUCCUACAUCAAGCUCGCAGUGACGCUGAUCAAGUAUUUUCCACAGGCCUACAUGAACUUUCACUACAAAAGCACCGAGGGCUGGAGCAUUGGCAACGUGCUUCUGGACUUCACUGGGGGCAGCUUCAGCCUCCUCCAGAUGUUCCUCCAGUCCUAUAAUAAUGACCAGUGGACACUGAUCUUUGGAGACCCAACCAAGUUCGGACUCGGCAUCUUCUCCAUCUUCUUCGAUAUUGUCUUCUUCAUUCAGCACUUCUGCUUAUACAGAAAGAAACCAGGGCUUCAGGCAGCACAAACGGGUUCUGACAGCCAUCCCAGGCAGGAUUGGGUGCUGAGCUUGGAGCCGAAGGCCUUGACCUAAGCAGCCAUUGUUUCUGGGAGCAGCUUGAAGGACUGACCCCGCAGGUGUGAGCCAAAGGCAUUUCGCUGCCACUGCUAUUCCCAGAGACCCAAGCAGCCAGGUGGUGUGGCCAGUGGACUCAGAGGUGUUGGUGCUAGAAAGGACAGGAUUUGGGGGUUAGGCCCUUCCCCGAAGGCCACACUGAACACUCACCUUCCUGAUGCUGUUUCUACAUAAUUCAACUCCCCCAACUGUAAUCACAGGUGACCCAGGCUAAGGUCUGGUAAAGAAACUAGAUUUCUAAGCCUUGAAGUGACCAACAGAUUGGUUCUGAGCUAGGCUUGUGCCCAACCCCUCUGGAUCCUUAUCACACUAACCCCUUUUGGGUUUUUUGGAGGGAUGUUCUGGAAGUGGGUGGCUUAGUGUCUCCACCUUCUGCCUACCUCUACUUUCCCAGAGUCAGGGACCCUAUUUAAUCCCCUUUGACUGCUCCUUAUCUUGUGCUGGUGUGUAGGGUGUGUGGAUGCGCAUGUGCACACGUGCACACACACACACACACCAGUCUGCCUUAGAGGCCAGGAAGACCUGACAAAUGGUGAGAGAAGCUCCCCUGUAGGGGAGGAGGGCUGGCCCCCUUCCUUCACUUACCCCAGAUCCUACCUGAGAGCAACUUUUUGGCUGUUCAGGAGUCUCUCAUAAGGACUUGAGACCACUCACACAAUCCUCAUGGGCCCAACCCUUAUUCCAAACCUCCUUCCCUUCUAUCCCAGGCUGUCCUUCCUGUGGCAGGAGGGGAGGGUGCCAGGAUGUGCCUUGUCAGUUCACGUUCAGACCUUUUACUACAAGAUUAAUGUGAGGUGCCUAUAUCCUUAAUUAAAAUGAUUUGUUUCCUUUCUGCACACUGA
Messenger RNA from Canis lupus familiaris (dog), 2549 nucleotides. RefSeq names its product cystinosin, lysosomal cystine transporter (gene CTNS). Gene Ontology annotation, cellular component: lysosomal membrane. Lineage: Eukaryota; Metazoa; Chordata; Mammalia; Carnivora; Canidae. The coding region runs from base 499 to 1665 and encodes 388 amino acids. Gene Ontology annotation, biological process: L-cystine transport. The record is from RefSeq and is a predicted model, not a curated record. The transcript is spliced from 12 exons. Gene Ontology annotation, molecular function: L-cystine transmembrane transporter activity.